[Candida] anglica is the source of this 2608-nucleotide messenger RNA. Lineage: Eukaryota; Fungi; Ascomycota; Pichiomycetes; Serinales; Debaryomycetaceae. The record is from the annotation of a GenBank genome assembly.
CCGGUUAAUAUAUCGCUGUACAUUUUUCCCAUUAGUGGAUACAUCCUCUCCAAAUUAUGAACUCUUGGGCACUGGCCACUAAUAGCGUUUCAAAUGCCCUUACAGGAAGUGCUCUGGCAUUUAGUACAUCAAAUGGGAUAUUAGACCCUUAUUACUUAAAAGUACUCGGGUCGCAAAAGGAACUUUUAAGUAAAAUAGCCAAUACUGAUCAUUCUUCAGAUUCAAUUGAAAGUUUCAUUCUUGCAGCAUGUAUUGAUAACAUAAUUGAUAUUCAAAAGUUAAUUAUUGAUCAUCCUGAAUAUAUUGAUGAUUUAUCAACUGGAAUUACUCCGCUUAUUUAUUCGAUUGUAUUACAUAAAGUGAAUGUAAUUGAAUUUUUAUUGGAUAAUUCAGCCAAUGUUGAUUUAAAUGAUACUAGUGUUGCCAAUUAUACUCCACUUAUGUGGGCAAUUCACCUAGACCAAUUAGAUACAGUGAAAACCCUUCUUAAUCAUCAGGCAGAUCCUUACUUGAGUCCUAAGGAUGAUGGGAAAGAUGCUAUAAGUCUUGUUUUCCCAGAAAACGUCAUCAUGUAUGAAUAUUUUAAAACUCAUAAUUUACUAGGAAAGAGUAAAUCUGUCACUGGUGAUGAUUUCUAUCAAUCAUUUGAACCACAAGGAGGUGUGGAAAUAGAUGAUCUUAAUAAUAAGAUUAGAAUGCAAACCAUUACUUCAAGUUACCAAGAUGGUGAGGAUGAAGAAGAUGAAGAAGAUGCAAAAAUUCAACUGUAUGUAGAAGAACGUACACUUUCAGAAGAUCCUUAUCUUUUUGCAUUGAAUGAAUUUGAUUAUACGAAAUUACGUCCAGAACAAUACAUCAAAUUCACAGAUUCUGAUAUUCCUUCACUUUUAGAUUAUAUUUUCAACUACAGAACCAGUUCAACUUCAAAUCAACAUAAUACCAAAAUUCCCUCGUCAAUCAUAUUUCAAUUACUUCGUUAUUCACAUAUGAAAGCUGAAAGUCAAGAACUUACCGAAUUUUUAUUUGAUUGUUUUAUUACCAGACUCCGUUCGGUCACCAACACUAAGUCAGGAGUUAUGACCAGUGAAGUCCAACAAUCUGCAAGUGGAGGUGCAGGUGGAGACAUUGUACUGUUGAGUUAUUGGCUUUCAGUUAUUCAAUUUCUUCAUUUUUAUUUAUCUAAAAAUGAUUUCUAUAAAUCAUAUCCCAAGUUUCUUCAAGAAUUGAUUAAUAUUGUCCAAUCUCUUAUUGCUGGUUUAUCAUUUGCUGUGAAUACAAGACUUGGACAAUUGAUUGAUGAAUGUUUACUUGACUUUACGAAUUUAGUUGAUGUUUCAAACGCAUUAUAUGCCAAGGAUUGGAAUUUAUUUAAAAGUAAGAAAAAGCAUCCAAAUACCUAUGAUGAUAUUUUCAAUAUGUUAUAUCCACCAUCUGAAAGAGAAUUAAUGAAACCAUCUCCGUUAAGAAUUGUUCAAGUAUUGGGAGCUCUUGAUUAUGUCUUAAAACUUCAUGAAGUUAAUACACUCAAUCGAUUCCAAGCAUUUUCUCAAGUUUUCUAUGGAAUCAAUUGCAAUAUAUUCAACAAAUUAAUAUCACUGUCUAAGUACUGCUCUCGCGGUAAGGCAAUUCAAAUUAGAUUAAACAUUUCUUCCUUGGAAGAUUGGCUCAGAUCUCAUAAUUAUAAGAUUUAUAAACCGGAUAAAAUUGGACAACUUAAUAAUUUGUUACCACCUGAUUUUAGUCCCUUAACAAAUAUUCUUAUUGAAAAUAGUACAAACAAAAAUGAUGCCCAUACAUUGUCAUUCUAUUAUAAAUCUCUUUAUCAUGUUGGAAGAAGUCAAUUACAACCUACAUUUGAGUUAUUACAAUGGCUUCAAUGUAUGUCCAGUUUAUCAGAUGAAGAAAAUCUUAUUGGUACAAUUAAUCAAUUUGAUUAUUUGAAUUAUUUCCAAAUUGUUAAGACAAUGACUAAAUUAUACAAGUAUGAAGUUUCAGAAUCUAAAAUUCCAAAAGGUCUUAUUAAUUAUAUGAAAAGAUUACAAAAUGAACAAGGAGAAAAGCAAGUUGAAAAAUCAUUAUUACAUUACAUGACACAAAUAAAUUUCUUACUGAAAGAAAUAUAUAUUUAUUUGAAUCCAAAUUAUAUCUUUGCAGUAUCAUUACCAAACUUACAAGAAUUGAUUAAUUCAUAUGGUUCUGGAAUUGGAGGAGUAAGGAUUUAUCGUGCUAAGAAGUUCCAACCAUCGUUACCAUUACUGGUUAUGGAUGAUAUAGAUGAGUUACUUGCUAAAAACAAGGCGGAUAGCAAUGAAACAUUUGAGCAUGAAGAAGAAGAUGAAGAUGAAGAAACUGAAGAAAAGGAUGAUGAUAAUGAUAAUGAUCGCGUAGAAACAUUUGAAAAUCCUUCAAAAUCAGAUACUAAUAAUGACAAAUCGAAUGAAAAAAUAUUUAAAGGAGAUCAAUUAUUUAAAGAAGUUCAACUUCCUGGAUCAUUGGCUCAUAAACAUUGGGGAAGUGAUGAUAUAGAUUCAAACCCUUGGACCUGAGAUAUUACUAUAUAUAUAUAUAGAUAUAAGUGGCUAUUAGAUAAUUCCUGUAUGCAAACUAC